AUGAAUUUUCAUAAAAUUCCAGAUGGAGCGAUAAUCACAACCACAACUACGUCUACAACUGUUGUAUCGGCCUAUUGGUCAUUUGAUAAUAAUACAAAUGAUUUAUAUGGUGUUUAUGGUGGUUCAAUAGUUAAUGGUGCAUCAUAUCUAUCACCAACCACAUCCCCCUAUGUUUAUUCCGGUUCUGAUCAAGCAAUUCGACUUCAAUCAACAUCAAAUCAAUCGGUUUCAGUUUCAACAUUUUUUAAUCUUACCUAUACAAGUUUUACAGUUGAAGCUUUUUUUUUUAGUAGAUUUUUUGCUGUAGAGAGUGUGAUUCUUGAGCAAUAG
Molecule: messenger RNA, 330 nt
Organism: Didymodactylos carnosus
Lineage: Eukaryota; Metazoa; Rotifera; Eurotatoria; Philodinida; Philodinidae
Source: the annotation of a GenBank genome assembly